This is a messenger RNA of Prunus armeniaca (apricot), 2358 nucleotides long. The record is from the annotation of a GenBank genome assembly. Lineage: Eukaryota; Viridiplantae; Streptophyta; Magnoliopsida; Rosales; Rosaceae.
AUGGAGAGCGUCUUCCACGACUACUAUUACAGGAUUCAGCCAGAAGUCACCAUCAGUGACCUUGCAGCUCUCAAACAGAGUGAAGAUGAACCUGCCCAAGACUUUAUAAACAGGUUCAGGAAGCUCAAAAUGAAGUGCCGAAUCCCCAUCGAAGAAAGACACUUCAUCCAAAUGGCUCAGGCUGCCCUCAAAAUCUCUCUGAGGAAAAGAUUUGAUGGGAUGCUGUUUGGAGAUCUGGCAGAACUGGCAGAUAAAGCGGCCAAGUACGAGGAAUUGCUCAGAGAGGAACAGCAGAAGAGAAACUCUUCCAAAGGCACGUAUUAUAAAUCCCCUUCUUCCUCAAUACAUAUGAUUGAAGUAGAGUCAGAAGAAGAUGCGGAGGAAUCAGAAGAGAGAGAGGUUGCAGUUGCGGAAAUGGCAAAAAUAAAGCAUCCCAUCAGUUGUAAAACUCUUACAAAACCUCCAAGGGAUCAGAAGCCGCCACCAUUCACAGGAGGGUUUGUUCCAAACAAACCCAUGCAGAACAAAGUGUAUUCCUUCGAUCUGACCAAAGUAGAUGCCUUGUUUGAUGAAAUGUUGCUACAAAAAGCAAUAGAGACGCCUCACAGAAUGCCCAAGCCAGAAGAACUCAAGGGCAGACAGUAUUGCAGAUGGCACAAUUCUUGGAAUCAUUCUACCAAUAGUUGUGUUGUUUUCAGAGAUGUCAUACAGGAAGGGAUAAUAGCAGGAAGGCUGAAGCUGGCAGAAAAACCUCCAUCUGUCACCACAGAUCCUUUUCCCCUGCCACAAGUUAACAUGGUCAACCUAAAUUGGCCAGAACGAAGGAAGGACAGACCAGCCAUACAGGCUGGCUCCAAUGGAAGCAGAAUAGUUUCAAAAGAGACUAUGGAAAAACCAAAAGCAACCAUUUCAGCUGGAAUAGUACUCUGCAGCAGGUGCAAGUGUGAGGCUGAGUUGGAAGUGGUCCUGGAAAAACAGGAGUUGCCCACUCCAAGUGUUUUUGACCGAAUCGGAACCACGCCCCAUGAUAGGGCCAGACAAAGAAACUACCCUAGGCCUGUCCAAUCCAACAGAAGAGUGACUAAGCAGCCCAAGGAGGAAAUAUCAAUAAAAGUGCCCGGAAGUGACAAACCUUUGGCAGCCAUCAUUGAAGGCAGGUGGUAUUCUGUCGGCAAGAAUGGCAGACCAACAAUGGAGCUAACAAGAACCCAAAGGAGGAGGAAGUUGACAAAAGCAGAAUCCUCAGAGAAACCUUCUAUCCAUCCUGCCUCCGCCUCAGGAGGUCUACUUGAAACUCCCCAACUAGAGGAAAGAACCGAUCCUGUUCCAGGAGAAGGACAAGAAGACUGGGUUGAGGAAGAUGAAGAGGAGCAGCUGGAUUAUGAGCCAUCUACAGAUGACCAGAAUACGCUCCUCGGGACAGAAGAACUAGGAGAAUGGACGGAGGAAUAUGAUGGAGAGCAGAUGGAUUAUGACGGAGAGUUGGAUGCGGAAACUGAGGCCUUUGGUGCAGAAUUGGAGGACUUGUUACGUGCUGACCUAGGCAUUAAUAUGGUGUUCAUUCUGCCAGAAACGUUCUGGGCGGUAGAAGGACAGAAGAGCACUCUGGACGGAGACGUAUUUUCCCAAGAAAGUUUUGAAUGCAGGUUGGCAGAAACGGAAGAAAUGCCAGAACAACAAACAGGCAAUCCCAGAAUAGAAGGAGCAACCCACAAGCUGACAACAGGUCCCCUUUGCUUCUCCAAACCAACCAAAGAAAUGGCAAACCACCUCAGACCUUUGUUUAUAACAGCAAACUUUGGGGGUGUUCCUAUCCCCAAAACCAUGGUAGAUGAAGGUGCAGCCAUCAACCUUCUGCCUCACAGAAUGCUGAGCAAAAUGGGCAGAACAGAAAAGGAUUUAAUCCCAACCCGCCUGACCGUCACCAACUUCGCAGGGGGCAUCACCAAAACCCUUGGGAUUCUGGAUGUAGAUGUCUUGGUAGGAAGCAAGAAGCUGAAGGUUGCAUUCUUUGUGGUAGAUACCACCUCCACCACUUACAAUGCAUUGCUUGGCAGAGAUUGGAUCCAUCAAAGUCUGUGUGUUCCUUCCACUCUUCAUCAACAGUUAGCUUUAUGGAACGAAGAUGGCUACAUGGAGAUAAUAGAGGCCGAUCCACGGCCAUUCCUACCUUCUGCCAUGUGUUGCGAGGCAAGGUACUAUCAUGAUGACCUUGGUCCUUUCACUUUCUUUGGAGUCAACCAGAACGGCCGCCCCCAUGGUGUCACGGCCCAGAGACUCAUUGAAGAAGGUCUAACCAAUUCUUUGGAGGAUUGGAACAGACCUUUUGUUCUAAAUUUCCAGAGCACUGAUGUUUAG